AUGAGCACCAUGACGGCCCGGGAGGAGGUCGGCGAGGAGAAGCCCAGAGUCAAGAUGCUGUCCCCCGGAUUUGGGAUCGAUAAAUCCCGCUUGCACGGAUCCGGGUUGCGGUCCAAAGGCUUCGCCAUCACAGACUUACUGGGUCUGGAAUCGGACCUGCAGUCCCGGCAGCAGCCCGUCGGUCCCCAAGGUUCGGGACUGUCAGUGACGGGCUCGGGGCCCGGGUCGGAGUCGCAGGGGGCCGGUGGCGGCCUCGGCGGAUUUUCUUUUCCGGGAGGUUCUCUGCCGCUCGGCCUCGGCUUCCUGUGCAGCCUGGCGGCGCAGCAGCCCGCCGGAGGACCCUGCUUUCUACCGGGACACCUGCCGCUGCUGCAGGCCCGGGCCGACAGCCACUACCUGCAGAACCUGGAGGCCCAGAGGGACGCGUACUCUGGUACGACACGGACCAGUAUAGCCCAGCCUGAUCCGAAUACUUGAUAGAAAGUGUCGGACAGUAAUAGAUGGAGUUAAAACAAGACAGCAAUUCAGUUUGAUAUUUUUAUAAAACACUUGAUUUAGUGGUUGAAAAUGUAUUUUCUGGGUUUAGAUCUCGUUUUUCAUAAUGAUUUAUUGUAAUAUUAAAUGUCUCGCUGUAGAUAUUUUUCUUUGUUGAUAUAUAGCUCCUGUGAAAAAGUCCGAGUCCAGUUUCGUGUCGCUGUCGGGUUAAAUUUUAAAGUUAAUUGUCAAAUAAAAGUCCGGUCAGAGUGAAAAGCCCCCGUAGGUCUCUGCUCUUUAGAUCCCCGUUUUCAAUGUUUCUAAUAGUAUCCACUCAUUUAUAGCUACUGUAUUUUAAAAAAAAUGUUUUUCCCUUAAUUGCGGUUGAUUUGGCAGAAACACAGUAAACCCGAGUUUUCUUUGUGUGAACUGGGACAACGUUUUUCUGGGCUCCAUGCAGCUAUUGAUGAUUAUUAUUUGUUUGUGUUUCAGAUGAAGAGUGUCUCUCUGACAGAAACGACUCAAAAAGCUCCACAAACUCCCAGAAAAGGAAGAAGAGGAGGCACAGGUGAGCAAAACAAACACGCCCUAGUUUUAUUGAACUUUGAAAAUAACUUUACUCAGUUCUUCAUUCUUCUACAAACCAUAUUCGCUUCUUAUUUUUUAAAAUAAGCAAAGGGUAACCUGUCAAACUGGUAUUAUUUUCAUUUAAGUCAAACUCGUAAAAGAUUGUUAUAAACUCAUCAACGUGGAAGAAAUGACAGGAGAGAAAAUCUCGGCUUCAUUUAACGAAAUUUGAUUUAUCAAACUGAGAACCUUAAUUUAUUCUGAUCUUUAUUUAAUUUAUUGUGAGAAAGAAACACUUUUAAAAUGGACCAUGAUGGAAAAAUUAAACACAGCCCACCAGACACUGAAGUUAGUGUGAUUUGUGACUUCAGCUUUUGAGGGGAUACUAAGGAAAACCCGAAUUCUGAUCAGGAACCACUACACCCAUAACUGUUAUAACUGUUUUUUAAAGGGGUUUAGAUUUGUAAAAAUAUUUGUGGGAAUACACAAUUAAGUCUGAUUUCACCGUUUUUUUCCUAGAUUCUUUUUUCUUUGAAGAGAAAUUUAAAAUUUCAUAAAAGCCAGAAUCUUUGGUGUGAGCUCUGACAAGAUCUGAUAAGCAGUGUUGCCAACUCCUCAGUAGGGAAAGUAGCUAUUGGUUGUCCUAAAAGUCGCUAGAAGUCGCUAAAUGUCAUCGCCUAAUUUGCAUAAUUGGCCAAAUUGUUUCUUCUGUCGACUCUUGUUUUUUUUCUUUAUUUCUUUAUGUCACAAUACCAAUAGGACUUGGACUGGCGAAAUUGACCCAAUCGAGACAAUUUGGAGAAGUUACUCAUUUUUAAAAAUUUAAAUUUUUUUUUUAAAGUUUUGUUUGGUUUUAAACAACCAGUCGGCAGUCUGUAAGUGCUGUGGGACAGGGGAGAGGCUCACGGCAGCACACGCUGCUCGUUGAGAAGAGUAGGUGAUACGUGCCUUAACGUUAAAGUCUCCACAAGUCUCUAAUGACACCACAAAAGUCGCUAGAUUUGUUGCUAGUUGCUUUUUUGAAAAUUAGUCACUAGAGGGGUCUGAAAACUCGGUAAAUAUAGUGACAGAGUCGCUAAGUUGGCAACACUGCUGAUCAUCAGAGUCAAUGAUUUAAUUUGACGGAUUUUACUCUGUAAAUAUUCCAGAAAAUAAAAAAAAAUCAUUUAAUACAGAGGUUUUCUUUGGUGCUGCUUUGUCUCUCAGGGCAGGUGUCACUUUAAUGGUCCUCAUCUGUUUUUUUAUGGUCCACAGGACGGUGUUCACAUCCCACCAGCUGGAGGAGCUGGAGAAGGCCUUCCAUGAGGCCCACUAUCCAGAUGUGUACGCCCGGGAGAUGCUUGCCAUGAAGACAGAGCUGCCCGAGGACCGGAUCCAGGUGAGAUAUUAAGACCAAGACACAAGUUAUCAAAUGACUGAUCAUUAACUGACAGGUCUUCACUGAAGCUGAUACAUGAACAGUUAUAUUUAAUUCAACUUAUUCAGCAUCUGAAUCCUUCAUGGAGGUCAGACUAAAAAGCUCUGGUUUACAAAGAUGUCAGUAAAGAGAUGAAGUGACGAAAAUAAACAACAGUAUCUCAAAUAAUUUAAUUAUUUCAUUUUUUCAAAUAAAUGUUUCCUGACAUACCAGUCAGAUCACACUCUCAGUGGAGCAGGACAGAUUUAGAGCUAUGAGACGAUUUGUACAGACUGAAGCUCUAGAGGACAAAAACAAAACAAACUUUAUUUAAUCUUUACUGAAAAAAAUGACCCUAUCUGUUUGUCUUUAUCAGUAAAAUCUAAUGUCAACUCUGAUAUAUAAAGAUAAUCGAUCGAGGUCUUUAGAAUAUAUGAAUGCAUGAAUGUUUUCUAAAGUGAAUAUGCAGUUUAAAGGUUUUUUCCUGCUUAAAAAGAAAAUAAAAACAUUAAAGAAUGUAAUUUACAUAGAGUUUUUUUUUUUUUUACAUUUUAAACACUAAUAAUUGACAGUUUUUUAAAGAGACUCAGUCAUUCUAUAAAAGAGUUAUAUCCUUUAUUCCCAUUUCUUUAAGUACAAUUUUGUCUAUACUCAUUUCUUUCUCUUCAGGUUUGGUUCCAGAACCGUCGUGCAAAGUGGAGAAAGCGUGAGAAGUGUUGGGGUCGAAGCAGCGUCAUGGCGGAGUACGGCCUGUAUGGCGCAAUGGUGCGACACUCCAUCCCGCUGCCAGAGUCCAUCCUUAACUCCGCCAAGAACGGCAUGAUGGGAUCCUGUGCCCCCUGGCUGCUCGGUGAGCCGCAUACACGUCAGUGCCACGCAAACACCACACCAUGCAUUGAUACACACGGUUGAUAAUGCGCAGUGUAUACACACCUCACCACGCACCAACACAAAGCGUUAAUGAACAGUGAAAUCUGCUGUGUGUACAUGCAUUUUUUUACACUCAAAAGUAAUGCAACCAAUUCACCAUACAAAACGCAUUCAACAUGCAGAGAGAGGAAUUGUAUUGUGUUGCUGUAUUUCACCCAGAAGAUGGUACUUCAGGAAAUAGACCGCUUCAUAUCAUGACGGACACAGUGUGCAUGCACAACUUUGUAAAUAAAGCUCAGGUGAGAAGUGAGCAGCAGAGGACAGUGGUGCUAGUUUUGGUUAUCUGAUGGUGAGCAGUGAAUCUGCAGCACAGGCACUGGGCAAGUUUACGGUAACAGAUGGUGGCAGAAACAGUUCCACAGUUGCACAGAAAGUGUAACUGUCUGAAUGCAAUGGCAGUCUUUCACAGAAACACAGUUUCAACAUUUGAGACCACCAAAAACAGACAAAAACCUGUUAUGUACUGGUGUGACUUAUGUUCUGAAUUUUGUGGCACACACUGCUACAUAUUCAAGAGGAUAGUGGGCCUUAUGUCCCCAUCAGACAAAAUGUUGAUCUCAUAAGGUUUUACUGAGGCGUGAUUGAUGUUAUAGUGAUUAUACCUCCUUUUAUUCACUCAGAAAUAACAUGUUAAUAUGCAGCAUGUUCAGUUUUAAGGAGCCCUGAGUUGCACAGGAUCUGCUGACUAGUAUUUACAAUUGUCCACUAUGUUUGCUGAUAAGACUUGCUUGGUUUCUGGUUUAGACAGUGUGGACUCUAGUUGUUAUUGGAUGAAUCUAGUAAGCUGUGCUCACACUGUAAAACCUAAACUGUUCCAUCUGUCAGUCUCUAGGGUUCAGGGAUUGAUCAAAGUGGGCAUCUUGGUUUUAAUGUAAUUUAUUCAAACAGGUCAUGUGACAGCAAGUUUGUACACUUCAUUAUGACCGAGUACAUGUGCAUUUACACAUGUACAUUUGCACAUUUGUCAAACACUUGGACAUAAAACCUCCUUAUGUUCAAAUUUUUAAAGGUUGGUUGUGUUGGUUCCUCUGGUGCCCCCUGCUGGACUGGUCUUUUUUCACUUUUUACCUCUUAGCUUCAGUUUUUGUAGCAAACGUUCAGUCUUACCUACAAUCUACUGAGAUUAUGAGAUGUAAUAUUUUAGGGUUGAGUGUGUAAAGUUUGGAGAGGAAUUUAAAAAAUGAGCCUCUGUGAAUGGACAAGUCGUUUUUAAGAUUAUUAAGGGGGGCAGUGUGAUGAUACACCUGAACCCUGCAGUCUGAACUGAAUCUGACACUGUCUUCACAGGAAUGCACAAGAAGUCUCUGGAAAUGUCCAAAAAGUGUUCCAGCCCUCCAGAGUCAGACUCCACCCGAUCCGACUCCUUCUGUGAUGCUCCUGAGCGCCAUAGCAGUGGACCCUGUGAGUCCCGUCAGGCAGAGCGCAAGGAGGAGGAGCUGCUGGAGAUGGAGGAGGACGAGAUGGAGGAGGAGGUGGCCAUCGAUCUGUCCAGCUCCUCCAAACAGCAGCAGCAGCAGCAGGUGGAGGAGGCUGGCGCCUCAGUUAGCUCCGCCUCCUCCUCGCCUCGGCGGCAAAGUGGCAGCGAGUCAGACAAACACAGCUGA
Messenger RNA from Xyrichtys novacula (pearly razorfish), 4971 nucleotides. NCBI's taxonomy places the organism in Eukaryota, Metazoa, Chordata, Actinopteri, Labriformes, Labridae. The record is from the annotation of a GenBank genome assembly.